AUGACGAUUGAAACGGCUCAGAAUCAGGUGCCCCUGGGCAUGAUGGCCAAGGGAGCCUCUACUUCUCCCAUGUCCACCACCUUUGACGUGCUGAGUCGAUACUACCUCUUCACAAAUAGUCAUCAGAAAGUCUGGUGGGAGAAGACUGGCCGUCUGUUGGACAAAAUCUUGGCCUCAGCUGGUUAUAACCCUGCCCGACGCUUGGAGGCUCUCACGUUUUACGGUCAAGUUUUGAUUCCACAACUGGGUCCAUACCCAUAUGUUUUCCACAGCGCCAUUACUCGAAGUGGGCUCCCCGUGGAAUUUAGCGUUAACUACCAGCAAAAUGGAAACGUCGACCCGGUGGUCCGCAUCGGAUUUGAGCCCGUCGCUGCAGCGUCUGGCACAGAACAAGACCCCUACAACCAAAAACCAACAUUCGAUCUCUUGAACCAACUGGAAAAGUUGGAAAUCCCCGGUUUUGACCCUGAGCUGUUCCGGUAUUUCUUGGAUGUGCAUACCGUCAAUGCCCACGAAAGAGGGUUGCUGAAAGAAAAGAAGAUCGAAGGGAGCGAACUAACCUCCCAAGCGGCUUUCGGGUUCGAUCUGAAGGAGAAGACCAUCUCCGUCAAAGGCUACACAUUCCCAGCCAUCAAAUGCAAUGUCAACGAGAAGGGGUUCGGCAAUUUCAUAGCUGAAUCAAUCCAGCCCCUCGCAGCGCAAAUGGGGCCCAUCCCCUCGUUUGAUAUGGUGCACGCUUACUUGGAAGAAACCAAUGGCUACAGCCAAUUUGCUUUCUGGUCAUUUGAUUGCGUUGACCCUGCUCAAUCGCGCCUCAAGCUCUAUAGCUCACACAACAGUGUCGUGUGGUCCAAGGUUGAGGAGAUAUGGACUCUCGGCGGCCGAGCCAAGUCUCCUGUCGUUCAACGAGGCUUAGAGUACUUGAAAGAACUGUGGCAGCUGACCAAGCUGUCUGAGGGGCAUCGUGAUUUUAAUGGUGGCUUUGACGACGGCGACAAGUCCACCAGCAGCCCGAUGGUGUGGAAUUACGAGAUGAAGAAGGGCGAGGCCACCCCACUCACGAAGUUUUACUUCCCCAUCCACGGAGAAAGUGAUCAGAAUGUUAUCAGUGGCCUGGCUGAGUUCUUGUCUCGUAUCGGGCUUUCCAAAUAUGGUGACAACUACGAGGCGACAGUUCAGCACUAUUUCCCCGAGAGAGAUUUGAGUAAGACGGCUCGUCUUACAUCAUGGAUUUCCUUCGCAUAUACGGAAAAGACGGGGGUUUACCUGAGUGUCUACUACCAUUCCUCGGAUGAGUAUCCAUGGUUGAAACUGGAGGAGACCGAACGAAGCAGUUGA
Molecule: messenger RNA, 1338 nt
Organism: Penicillium griseofulvum
Lineage: Eukaryota; Fungi; Ascomycota; Eurotiomycetes; Eurotiales; Aspergillaceae
Product: Aromatic prenyltransferase, DMATS type
Exons: 2
Coding region: 1-1338 (445 amino acids)
Biological process (GO): alkaloid metabolic process
Molecular function (GO): transferase activity, transferring alkyl or aryl (other than methyl) groups
Source: RefSeq, a predicted model, not a curated record